This is a messenger RNA of Ipomoea triloba (trilobed morning glory), 1442 nucleotides long. Its product is annotated as caffeic acid 3-O-methyltransferase-like. Gene Ontology annotation, molecular function: protein dimerization activity; S-adenosylmethionine-dependent methyltransferase activity; O-methyltransferase activity. The record is from RefSeq and is a predicted model, not a curated record. Bases 247 to 1191 code for a protein of 314 amino acids. NCBI's taxonomy places the organism in Eukaryota, Viridiplantae, Streptophyta, Magnoliopsida, Solanales, Convolvulaceae. The transcript has 4 exons. Gene Ontology annotation, biological process: methylation.
GGCAUCCUGGCAAGAUAUUGGAGUAUUUUCCUUCUCUCUGUUUCAGUUUGCAAGGAUGCUUUUGUUAUUAAUUAAUAAAUGACAAAACCUUUGUCAGGUUGCAUGUCCUUAGGGAAAAACGCUCACUGACCCACUGACCACCACAACUUUCUACAGAUCGAACUUUAAUACCCAAAUCUCUUCUUUUUUUUUUUCUUUUUUUUUUUGGAAUUAAUACCCAAAUAUCUGAGAACCCGGAAAGCUCAAAUGGAAGAAAUGGUAAAAAUUCCAAGUGAAGAAGAAGUGGGAUUCAUGAGAGCCAUGGGGCUGCAAAGUGGGAUAGCAGUGGUGAUGGUUUCAAAAGCUGCCAUUGAACUUGGGGUGUUUGAGAUCAUUGCAAAGAGUGGUGAAGGAGCAAAGCUUUCUGCUCAACAAAUUGCAGACUGUCUUCCCACACAAAACCCUAAUGCACCACUCAUGCUGGACAGGAUGCUUAACUUUCUUGCUAACCACUCCAUUCUCAGGUGCACACUCACACAGGACGACCAUCAGUGUUUAUACAGUUUGACACCAAUCAGCAACAACUUUGUCCCUAAUGAAGAUGGGGUGUCUCUUUCUUCCAUGCUACAAUUGAUCACUCACAAAGUAUUUGUUAAUUCCUGGUAUGCAUUAAAAGAUGCUGUGCUUGAAGGAGGAGUACUCCCAUUCAAUAGGACCCAUGCAUUUGAAAACCCUGGCAAAGACAUUAGAUACAAAGAGGUAGUGAACAAAGCAAUGCAUGACCAUAGUGCAAUUGCUAUGAAGAGAGCUGUGGAGUGCUACAAGGGUUUUGAGGAAGCCAAAGAAGUGGUAGAUGUGGGUGGUGGGUUUGGUGCAUCACUGUCCUGCAUUGUCUCCAAGUACCCUAACAUCAAGGGUAUCAACUUUGAUUUGCCCUAUGUUAUUAAAGACGCUCCUGCUAUUCCUGGUGUGGAGCAUAUUCCAGGAGAUAUGUUUGAUAGUGUUCCCUGUGGAGAGAUUAUAUUCAUGAAGUGGAUACUACACUGUUGGGAUGAUGAACAUUGCCUGAAGCUGCUGAGGAACUGUUGGAAAGCUUUGCCAGAAUCUGGUGGUAAGGUGGUGUUAGUAGAAUCUGUACUGCCGGAACAUCCUGAGAAAGAUGUCGUUUAUGGCAAUAAUGCAUUUUACGUUGACAUACUCAUGAUGACAUGAAUCGUGGAGGGAAGGGGAGAACACACAGAGAAUUUGAAGCCCUGGCAAAAGAGGCAGGCUUUUCUGCUCUCAAACUCAUAUGCCCUGUGGAUACUGAAUGGGUUAUUGAAUUGUACAAGUAAAAAUGGCUAAGUUGUUUGCAUGGAAGAUUUUGAGACAAAGGAAAAUUGUUGUUGUAUGUGCCUACUAAUAAGUAAUAACUACUCCCUCUUUCUAUGUUGGUUCAAUAGAUUAAGGAGACUUCACUGAAA